AUGGAGAAGACAAACAGUUCAAGAGAAGGUUCAACAUGGGGAACUCUAGAUAGAAACAUACUUGCCAUUGUCUUCGAUAAGCUCGACACAAUGGACAUUACCAUGGGAGCUUCACGUGUAUGCAUCUAUUGGUUCCUUGUUUCUCACAACAAAACUCUAUGGCACACCAUAGACCUCACCAAGCUCAAACACAAGGGACAAAACGUCCUCUACAAAUACCGGGCUGACAAUGAUGUAGAAGAAGUUCUAAGCUUUAGUAAUCUUUCAACUAAGAUGAGCCGGUUCUUCUUUAACUUUUGUGGAGUAAAAGGCAUAAACCUCAAGAAUCUAUUGGGUGAGAUCACUAAGUUGAGCGGCACGGCUCCGCGGAAUGUGUUCUUUAACUUUUUCUCCUACUUACAAAAGCAAGAUCUCAUGUUUGCUGUUGGGAGGAUGCCAAACAUAGAGAAACUUGCUUUACCUUUUUCUUGGUCACUGUUUAAUGAGGUGGAAACAUUUAGGUUUGCCUUUAAUCAGUGGAAGAAUCUUAAAACACUGAUCUUGGCUCAGAAUGGCUUUUACACCUGGUUCUCAUUCGAGAUUCGAGUAGUGGGAAAGAACUGCAUUAACCUCAACAACUUGAAACUUGUGGGAUAUUUGGGAAAUAACAACUAUGCUGAAGAAAUCGUGUGUUACUUCCAGAGCCUCACGAGGUUGAGUUUGCGAUGCUCUAUGAUCAAUGUUGAAGGAGUUCUCAUGCUAAUAAGAGGUCUUCGAAACCUCGCGGUCCUUAACUUGACACAUUGCGUAGACUUGGGCGGGUAUCCUUUUAUAAAAAAGCUUCGGAAAGCUACCAAUAAUCAGAAGCUUGACAAACUUGUUAUCACAUGUUCAGAAAAUGAAUGCAAAGUUUGCAAAGAUCGACCUGGCGUUUUCCGGGAGCAUGUGUUUUACGAGAAGCAUUGGCGAAACGACGAGAUUAAAGAACUUGAAUUCUGA
Messenger RNA from Capsella rubella, 978 nucleotides. Its product is annotated as putative F-box protein At4g11580. The transcript has 2 exons. The record is from RefSeq and is a predicted model, not a curated record. Gene Ontology annotation, molecular function: protein binding. NCBI's taxonomy places the organism in Eukaryota, Viridiplantae, Streptophyta, Magnoliopsida, Brassicales, Brassicaceae. The coding region runs from base 1 to 978 and encodes 325 amino acids.